CAAAAGUGUGGACGCACCGCUCAACUCUUUAGCUCGUGCAUGAGAUAAUCAGCACAUGCGAGCUCGUUCAACCUCCCGGGUGAGCACCGAGCGAGAAGCCCUGGGACGCUUUCUCCUCGGGAUUUGUGCGGCUCGGCUCGGGAGUUGGGGGGAACCGUAAAACAUCCCCGUCCGAAAGGGGAACGAGGAGAGGGAGACGCGAGACAGGGAGGACACGAGCGGAAGGGAGGCGGAAAUCACUGAAAAGCAAAGCUGUGUACACACGUAACGCUAUUUUUGGGCGUGCGUAAAGGCGCAAAACAAAGUAACGUUAACCGGAUAAAUGUAAACAUUGAUAUGUAUUUUCCCCUGGACAUGUUUCCGCUCCGGGAGAACGUUGUUUAGACUGUGUUGUGGGAAGAGGGUGAUCCUGGCGCUGUAGAAAGACUGCUCUGUGUAUUAUCUCCUCUUCAUUGUUUGCGCUGGAAAUUACGGGAAGUUCUGGUUUUCUACGUUUAACUUUAGAGGAAACGUAAAAUGCAAAUGCGGUAGGUGACUCCAGGCUUUGGUUCAUCAACUAAACAGACUUGAAACGCCGUUUUCCACCCCUCCACAUUGUAUAGCUGGGCUGUGCUGUUUGGUCCACCGAAAUGUGAGACAGCAGUGGAGUCGACACUUGACAAACCGCUACAUCCAGCUGUUAUAUUAGCCACAAUUGUAACCCUUCAUUCACGCCUUUUGGAUAUGCUAAAGAAAGUUUUUAAGAAUGAAGAGAAGAAAAUUCCCAUAGUCCGUCUCUGCUUUCAGGUUACAUCGCUGCCGUCUGCUGAACGGGAUCUGUUGAAACGGUGUUAUUAUUUUAGUCUUAUUAUUCACGCCUUCAUCAUUUCCAUGUUGUGAAGACAGCGGAGCUGCCAUGCGCCCAGGAUGGGGAUUUAGUGUGGUGACCUACUGCGAUUAACUUACAGUUGUGAAAUUGCCUGAUCAUCUUGCUGAUAGUGAAUGAUUAAGAGCCCCGGCGCGGGUAGGGAACCGACAGUAGUGCCUGCGUGCGCGCCGUGAGCCACCGCUUUCAGCCCGCUGUGUGAACCAGUUCGUGGACUCGGUGACUUUGUGAGGAGAGUCUCGGGAGCCGAUAUGGAGGAGUGGAGACAAUGCGGGCGGUGGUUGAUAGACUGCAAGGUCCUGCCCCCGAACCACCGGGUCGUGUGGCCCUCGGCGGCCGUCUUCGACCUGGCACAGGCCCUGCGAGACGGGGUGCUCUUGUGCCAGAUGUUGCACAACCUCUCGCCGGGAUCAGUGGACCUGAAGGAGAUAAAUUUCAGACCCCAGAUGUCACAGUUCCUGUGUUUGAAGAACAUCCGGACGUUUCUCAAGGUGUGCCAUGACAAGUUUGGCCUGCGCAACAGUGAGCUGUUUGACCCUUUUGACCUCUUUGACGUCAGGGAUUUUGGCAAGGUAAUCUCCGCUCUGUCAAGGAUCUCCCACCACAGCAUUGCACAAAUCAAAGGCAUCAGGCCCUUUCCAUCAGAGGACACAGCUCUGAAUGAGGAUGAUGUGUACCGGAGCCUUGAAGAGCUGGCAGAUGAGCAUGACGUGGGUGAGGAUGACAUCUACGACUGUGUGCCGUGUGACGACGAUGGGGAUGACAUCUAUGAGGACAUCAUUAAGGUGGAAGUACGACAACCCAUGAAAAUGGGUAUGACAGAAGAUGACAAGAGAAAUUGCUGCUUAGUGGAGAUCCAGGAGACUGAAGCUAAGUACUACAAGACUUUGGAGGAUAUUGAGAAGAAUUACAUGAUCCCAUUGAAGCAAGUCUUGAGUCCACAGGACAUGGAGGCGAUCUUUGUCAAUCUUGAGGAUGUAAUCAGAGUCCACUUUGCCCUCCUGCGAGCCAUUGACCUGAACAUGGUCAGUGGAGGAAGUGGGCUGGGGAAGAUCUUCCUCGACUUCAAGGAAAGGUUGUUGAUCUAUGGUCAGUACUGCAGCCAUAUGGAGAACGCCCAGAAGACACUGGAUGAGUUGAUAGCAACACGAGAGGACAUCAAGAUUAAAGUAGAGGAAUGCACUAUGAAAGUGCAGGAAGGGAAGUUCAAGCUGCAGGAUCUGCUGGUGGUUCCCAUGCAGAGGGUGCUGAAGUAUCAUCUACUACUGAAGGAACUUUUAAGUCACUCAGCUGACCGACCAGAGAGACAACAACUCAAGGAGGCUCUGGAGGCUAUGCAGGACCUGGCCAUGUACAUCAACGAAGUCAAGAGGGACAAUGAGACGCUGAAGAAAAUCAGCGAAUUCCAAAGUUCAAUAGAAAAUCUUCAGCAGGUGAAACUGGAGGAGUACGGGAGGCCCAAGAUAGACGGAGAGCUGAAGGUGUGCUCCAUCAUCAACCGCACAAAACAGGACCGGUAUAUAUUCCUGUUCGAUAAAGUGGUCAUUGUCUGCAAGAGGAAAGGCUAUAGCUAUGAGCUCAAAGAGGUUAUAGAACUGCAGUCCUAUAAAAUGUCGGACGAUCCAAUGAACAACAGAGACAUGAAAAAGUCAAGUGGAAAAAUGUGGUCUUAUGGUUUCUACCUGAUCCACCUGCAAGGGAAGCAGGGCUUCCAGUUCUUUUGUAAAACUGAGGAGACCAAGAGGAAGUGGAUGGAGCAGUUUGACAUGGCCAUGUCCAACAUCAAGCCAGAGAGAGCCACAGCCAAUCAGCAUAACUUCCAGAUGCACACGUUUGAUAAGAACACCAACUGUCGAGCUUGCAAGAUGCUCCUGAGGGGCAUCUUCUAUCAGGGCUACUACUGCGCUCGCUGUGGAACAGGAGCACACAAAGAGUGUCUGGAAGUCAUCACCAUCUGCAAAAUCAAUCCUCAUGACUUGGAACCUGGAAUAUCAUCAGGUCCCAAGAUGGUGGCAGUGAGGAACUACCAUGGCACACCAGCACCUCCAGGAAAGACACCGCUCUCUUUUCAAACAGGAGAUUUUAUCGAGCUGCUGAAAGGAGAUCCUGACACCCCGUGGUGGGAGGGAAAGCUGAUACAAACACAAAAGAGUGGUUUCUUCCCCAGUUCAUGUGUAAAGCCUUAUCUGGACCCAAAGCCCUUCCAGUCAUUAUCGAGCCGGCAGUCCUCAAGGGAAGCAGACUACUAUGGAUAUCCAUGGUUUGCAGGGAACAUGGAACGCCAGCAAGCUGACAACCUUUUAAAAUCCCACAGCAGUGGGACCUACCUUAUCAGAGAGAGGACAGCGGAGGCAGAGAGGUUCGCCAUCAGCAUCAAAUUCAAUGAUGAAGUAAAACACAUCAAAGUCAUUGAAAAAGACAGCUGGAUUCACAUCACUGAGGCCAAGAAGUUUGAGAGUCUUUUGGAGCUGGUGGAGUACUAUCAGUCCCAUUCACUGAAAGAAAGCUUUAAGUUGUUAGAUACCACAUUGCGAUACCCCUACAAGUCAAGAGAACGUUCGCUAACGCGGGCCAGCACACGCUCGCCAGUGUUUACUCCUCGGGUGGUCAGUACAGCAGUGGCCAGGUAUAACUUUGCAGCACGAGACAUGCGAGAGCUGUCACUGCGAGAAGGGGAUAUUGUCAAAAUCUACAGCAAGAUCGGUGGAGACCAGGGCUGGUGGAAAGGAGAGGCCAACGGUCGAAUUGGAUGGUUUCCCUCAACCUACGUGGAUGAAGAAGGAGUGCAGUAGAGCUUGGAUGUUUGUUGGUCUUGCUCCCUUUAAAUCAGGAACCAUCUUCUAUCUACUGUUCUCAGAGAAAAUUACUCACUCUCUCCAGGAAAAUAACAAGAUAUACAAAACAAGACUGUUUUUUUAUUUGUUUGGUUUUUUUUUGCUGGAUACUCAUUUUUCAGCGAGUGUUUCUACCCCAUUUCUCUAUCUUCAAUUAUGCAUCAGCUUUGCUCAUGUUUGUUUUGUUUGUUUUUUUUGGGGGGGGGGGUUGUUUCUGGCAGGAUGUCCUGUUUAAUUUCUGUACAGGAAAGAAGAAAAAACAGGCUUGCUGUCCGUCAGCCUCUGUGCGCUCUGUAGAGGCUUUAUUGAACUGAGGACACGGCAAACAUUGACUGUGGAUAGCUUUACUUUGAAAAAGGCUCCCCUAUGUUGCAGGUCUCUAUGCGAGGUGAAAUAAUUGUACAGUAUAGAUAAUUUAUUGAAUAGAGAUUAUUAUCAUUACUAAUGAUUAUUGUGGGGAAGUUGAUUAAAGUAACAGCAAGGAAUCGGAGGAGGAAAACUAAAAUAAGAAGAAAAAAGACAGAUGCUCUGUUUUCAUGUUGAGAGAUUUUGCCUUAGUUGUCAUGGUGAUGCCUUGUGGGCUGACACCAGUGGAGGGAAUCGACUUUGUUGACUGGUUUUACUUCUCCAUGUAUGCAUGUGCCCAUGUGCGGCCCACACAAACACACACACACACACACACACACACACACAGACCAAUGUACAGUACGGUGCCUUUGAAGAAUGGUCGUUGCUUACUGAACCUCAACAUCAGCCAGUAAAGAACAUUGCCAUCCUAAAAGACAGUUCGUCCACAUCCAGAGGACUUUACUAAAGGAGGUGGGGGGAGGCACUUCUACAACGUACCGGGACGGCUUGCCUUCUGAGCCCUCAAAAACAAGAUGGUGAAGCAUUUAACUUAUCCAAACUGGUGACUGGAUGGACAGUUGGAGGGUUUUUAUAGUCAACAGGAAUCACAUACACAGUUCACAUCAGUCUUGGCGUCAUACGUCUAUGGGUGCAAUCAGCUGGAUGCGAAAGGGAAACAGCAAGACAUUCCACUCGACUGCCACUUCACACUUUUAAAACUCUGUGUUCCUUGUUUUAUUGAUUGAUUUUUUUUUUUGCACAGAAUCAAGAUUAUUUUUUAAUUGUUGACAACUGGACCAACAGUUGUUGUUGUCAUUUAAAGCCAAAAUCAGCCAUGUUUUAAUGUCUGCAUGGAGUUUGAUGGAUUGCUAUGAUUUUUCGUAACUUGCCUUACUUUUACAGAUGAUCAGGUGACGGGAAGUUUCUUUUAAUGUUAAUCAUUUUCCAUAUGUGAAAUCCGUUUUGGUGCUGUGCAGACUGGUGAAAACAGUGUCAAAAGAUUUUUAAUCUGAAGGAAAACUUUGUGUGCUAAUUAACAUUAAGCCACAUCAUUUUGUGAUUUUCUAGGGGUGCAGUGCUCAGUGUUUCCAUUUACUACCAGUAAUGCCCUAGUGCCAUAAAUACUUUUACAGAUUUAUAGCCAUUUAGACUGCAGUGUGUUGGCAUACUGCUUUAAUCAGUUUUCUAUUGAGCAUAGAUGUACUGUACCAGACAACUUUCCAAUUCUAGUUACACAGAUAUUCAGAUGUUUAUUGACCCUGCCAGCUCAGCUUUCUAUAAAAGGUUAGUUCAAAUGAUGUUUACAUUUAAUUUGAUGUACAGCAUAUUGACUAUCUCUGUUUAUAUGGCUUUGCCUAUAGCCUUCAUAAAUUCCACCUGCACAUUUAAGUAUUGAGAUAUUGCUUGCAGCUUACACCAAAUUGUCUUUUCUUACGUUUUUUUUUCCAGAAAAAGGAAGAAAAAAAAUUGCUUUACUAAAAAAAUAGGAUGUUAUGGAAAGUAGCUGUUUUAUCAAAUUAAGACUGAGGUCUUGCUUCAAAUGGUUAAAAAAUAAAUCAGUUACAUGCGUUACAUUUAGCUGAUGGUGUUCUCCAAAGUUCUUACAAUUGCUAAGUAUUUCAGAGGUCACAUGCCUCUGGAGCAACUAGGGUUUAAGUGUCUUGCUCUAGGAUACAUUGGUGGAUGUGUCACUGUGGGGAAUUGUACCCAGGUCUCUCACACCAAAGGCAUGUGUCUACUGCACCAUCACCACCCCACCCCCAGUUAUCAAAACGAUUUCAACUCACUGUCAGAGCCUUCAUGCACCCCGGGGAGAAGUAAAGUGCAAACACUGAGCACAUCAGCUCUGGCUGGUUCACAAAAACUUAUGGAGCAGAAGAUGCUGAUAUGUUUAGUUUCUAAACUUUUGACUGUCUAUGAUGUGUGUUAUUGCAAAGGCUGAUCGCCCCGAAAUACACAAAGUCCUACCACUGUGUGAGGGAGACCUCCAUGUUGUCUUAAACGAGGGGAAGGGGGGGUUCUAGUCGCUGUUUAUGUAGUGGACAAAAACCCAUUGCAUGUGGCUAUUGAUAUUUCAACUCCUGUCAGUACAUCCUCAAAAAAUAAGUACUUAAUUGUGUAAAUUUUUUGAAUGGUUGAGUAUUCCGAAAUGAGGUCUAUUAUGAAAUAAAUAUUUCUCUUUUGGUUUAAA
Messenger RNA from Micropterus dolomieu (smallmouth bass), 6238 nucleotides. RefSeq names its product vav 2 guanine nucleotide exchange factor (gene vav2). Bases 1117 to 3657 code for a protein of 846 amino acids. The record is from RefSeq and is a predicted model, not a curated record. Gene Ontology annotation, molecular function: protein binding; guanyl-nucleotide exchange factor activity. NCBI's taxonomy places the organism in Eukaryota, Metazoa, Chordata, Actinopteri, Centrarchiformes, Centrarchidae. The transcript is spliced from 28 exons. Gene Ontology annotation, cellular component: cytoplasm. Gene Ontology annotation, biological process: regulation of GTPase activity; intracellular signal transduction; cell migration.